This is a messenger RNA of Dermacentor andersoni, 2550 nucleotides long. RefSeq lists its product as uncharacterized. The record is from RefSeq and is a predicted model, not a curated record. Lineage: Eukaryota; Metazoa; Arthropoda; Arachnida; Ixodida; Ixodidae.
AAACCCUAGCCACAUGUAAUCCCGCGCUUUCUCCACGUGCAUUCUGAGAAACAAGAUGCAGUGCACUGCAGUGGCCUUGGCCAUGAUUUGUAUUGUGGUGGUGAGAGCAGACCGCAAAUGUACCAAGUCUGGAAACUGCGGGCCUUCUACGUGCGGACCACUAGAAGUUCCCGUACGGGGCAAGCCUCAGCGGGACAGCUUCUGCAGGCCUCUAUUCACUCCCACUUGGGAGCUGCAAAAACUGCGUACCUGCGUUUGCAAGCGAGGCUACCUGCGUAACUCCUGGGGCGAGUGCAUCCCACGGAAGAAGUGCAUCCCUUGCAAGUUUCGUUGGCAAAGGGAUUAUCGCACCUGCGCGCCAGGAUGUCCUGCCACCUGCAAUGUGCCAUUCAGCGAGUCAUGCAAUAAGCCGUGCAGCGAAGGAUGUGAUUGCCCGCCUGGCUAUGUGGUGCACCCAAAACUCUCGAAGAUGUGCAUCAAAGCCGACAAGUGUCUUCCAAAAUGUCCGGCCAACUCAAGUUUCCAGGCAUGCGUGUCGAGUUGUCGACCUAAGUGCGGUCGAAAUCCACCUAAGAAUUGCGACACUAACUGCGACACGGGCGCCUGCAUCUGUAAUAAGGGCUACGCUGAAUUGGAGCAAGGCGGCAAGAAGACGUGCGUUCUCCAGGGAAUGUGUUCCCGAUAUUCUCGUACGAAACCUUUAUUGCAAUCUAAUGCGACACGGUAUACGGCCGGGGGAGCGCCGUCACCUGUCCCAACAAAUCUCACGUCGAACACCUCAAGACGCCCGGAGAACGUUGGUUUACCUGUCCGGCAAGGACAGGCCCCAACAAACGCUGGAACGACUCUCGGGGGCAAACUGCCAAGUGGUUCUGGAGCAAUGAGUUCGACAGCCAUCACCAUAGGUACAGGGGGAACACUAUCGCCUGUUGCCACAGGAACGGACGGGAACGUUGUCCACACGGGUAGUGAAGGUACGCGUUCAUCCGUUGCUACAGUGGAGCCCUCGACUGCUGCCGGUACGGCCUCAGUAGGCACAGACUCAAGUGGAACCACGGACCUUACCACUGCUGUUAGAGAAAAUGCACUGCCAACUGUUUCUCUUGCUUCGGCAGGCAGUGCUGUCGUUCCUAUCACGGAAGGUGCUACUUCACAGAAGCCCGGAGGGCAUUUGUCCCUUACUAACAAAACAAGCACAUUGGUUGCGGGUACGCUUUCACUUGGUACUGCAAGCCUUGUCGGAGCUGCCGCCGGCAGUUUGGCAACAGGUACACACUCGGCUGUGCGCGCAGGUACUGGAGCAGCCGCAGUAGGAUUUCCUACAGGAGUACCAGCAGCACCUGCUACCGAAGGUACGCUAAGAGGUGGUCUUGAGACAGCCACAGAAGGUACUAGUUCACGUUAUGCUCCUGGGCUUCACACCCAAGUAGCACCAAACACAAGGGGUACAGUCACUGAUGGCGCUCCAGGAGGUGCACAGCCAUCUGUUCAUGCUGGAGGGUCUAUUUCUGUCAACGGUGCAGGAAAUGAAGCCAAUAAUUUAUCAAGUGGUGCCACAGGCCUGGAAGAGGCAGCAAUAACGGAAAAUACACACCCAAGUAUUACCUUACUUCAUCGCGGAGGUGUUGUUGAAGCCGGAAUUGUCGGUACGCGCCCAAAUUUUACUACGGAACUUCCCGUCGCUGGUACCGCCACUUCACCAGUUCUUGGUCCCGUACCAAUUUCCACUGGGAACGGACGAAACAGUUUGGUUAUGAAUGCACAGGGAGAACCUUUAGGUACUGCUGCGUGGUAUGGCUUGACAGGUGUCAGACCAUACAGACAGGGCCGACACGCACACGUAAACCCACCUGUUCAUGGGACCGGCUUCUGGUUCAACCCAUGGCGUACACUCUCUCCGGCAAGAGUAGUGUACCCACCUUUGCAACCGCGGGAUUUUGAGUACUACCCAUGGCGCGCGCCAUUUAUUAGUCCUCUUGGACACGAAUCAACUAGUUUUAGAUUUUACCCUUGGUGUACACCAUCGCUUUUUCCUACGGGGUUACGAACGAUCGGGUUGAAGUUUUAUCCAUGGGGUACACCAUUGGGUGGUAACGUAGGGCAUGGUUUGGCUGGUUUCGAAGUCUAUCCAUGGGGUUCAUCAUUAGGGUUCAGCACAGGGCCUCAUGAGACUUCCUUUGGAUUUGAUCCUUGGGGAACUCUCUCGCGUUUUAUCGCGCCGAAUGUUGCAGCUGUUUCCCGUUUUUAACGCCGAGUUUUAUACUCACCUGAUGCCACAGGUUACGGCACGCCCUAUUUCAACAGACGACCAAAACGUACACACUCAGAUGGUGUCACUCCAUAUAGCAGCGCCCAUGUCAGCGCAUAACUGCAAACAUAUACUCUGGUGUGGUGGUGCCGUGCAUUGCCUGGGUGUUUUCCUUUCACCUAAGCAACGCGGUGUCCACUACAACGUAUCAUCGAAGAGUACACAAAUGAAUGUCAAUUAAAAAUAUUUCUGCCUCUGUGACAUUGCACGUGAACAUAAAAAACCGGAAUUGCUACGUCUCA